Messenger RNA from Epinephelus lanceolatus (giant grouper), 2815 nucleotides. RefSeq names its product protein O-fucosyltransferase 2 (gene pofut2). Gene Ontology annotation, biological process: protein O-linked glycosylation via fucose. The record is from RefSeq and is a predicted model, not a curated record. Gene Ontology annotation, molecular function: peptide-O-fucosyltransferase activity. NCBI's taxonomy places the organism in Eukaryota, Metazoa, Chordata, Actinopteri, Perciformes, Serranidae.
GGAAAUAUGGCGCACGGAGCACUGCAUAUACCAGGGGUAUUCAUUGCUUCACUCUAUUCGUUUGUAGCAUUUUGUCUGUCUGUUUUCGUCACCUUUGCAGCAUUUGACUCAGCAAACGCUGACAAUGUAUUCAGUGCGAGCCACACGGCUACUGCGCCCGUCGCUGUCGCUCGGGAUCUGCGGUACCUUUUGUAUGACGUGAACCCUCCAGAGGGGUUCAAUCUGCGGAGAGAUGUCUACAUCCGCAUGGCCUCCCUGGUGAAGACUUUGAGAAAGGAGGGGGAUGACUGGGUGUUGGUGUUGCCCCCAUGGGGUCGCCUCUACCACUGGCAGAGCUCCAACAUCCACCAGAUUCGCAUCCCGUGGGGAGAGUUCUUCAGCCUCACUAGCUUGCAGGCCAAUGUACCUGUCAUUGAGUAUGAGGAAUUCAUUGCUGAGAAUGGAGGUCCAUUCAUAGACCAGGUUCUGGUGCUGCAAAACUACGCAGAGGGAUGGACUGAUGGGAAAUGGGAGGAAAAAGUUGAUGAGCGGCCAUGUAUUGACAAGUUGAUGUACUCCAAAGAUAAACAGGGCUACUACAGGGGCUGGUUUUGGGGCUAUGAGGAGACGAGAGCUCGAAAUGUAACUUGCAUAUCAGCCCAAGGCCACGCGUCCAUCAUGGCCCCUGUUCUACAGAAAAACAUCACAGUGACAUCCGUUAUGCUUGACCGAGCAGAGACACUCCUCCAUGAUCACUAUGCUGGGAAGGAUUACUGGGAUACCCGCCGCAGCAUGGUUUUUGCCAAGCACCUGAGACUCAUCGGAGAUGACUUCAGAGCAAAGUACCUAAACUCUACAGAUGACAGAGACCAUACCAUUUACAGUGAGGACUGGACACGCAUGAAAGCCAAGCUGGGCUCAGCUAAAGGUGGUCCAUAUCUGGGAGUCCACCUGCGCAGGAAGGACUUUAUCUGGGGUCACCGUGAGGAUGUACCCAGCCUUAAGGGUGCAGUGAAGAAGAUCCGCAGCUUGAUGAAGAAGCACAAACUGGACAAUGUGUUUAUUGCCACUGAUGCAGAUGAGGAAGAACUGAAGGAGCUGAAAAGGUUGCUGCCAGACAUGGUGCGGUAUGAGCCGUCCACAGAGGACCUGGAGCUGUUUAAAGAUGGAGGAGUGGCCAUCAUUGACCAGUGGAUAUGUGCCCAUGCAAGAGUCUUUAUAGGAACAUCAGUGUCCACCUUCUCUUUCCGGAUCCAUGAAGAAAGGGAGAUCCUGGGCUUUGACCCAAAAACUACUUACAACCGUUUCUGUGGGGACACUGAGAAAGAAUGUGAACAGCCCACACACUGGAAAAUAGUUUAUUGAUGUGACCUCUCACUUACCCAACACACACAAGUGCCAAAAGCAGUGUUAAAAGUGACAUUUAUUUGUAUGGAAUAUACAAGCUAUUUUAACUGUUUGAUGGUGUAUUUUUGACUUUACAUGGUUUCAGAGUUGUGCAAUCAGGUCUGUAGUGACCACUGUGACUGAGCCUUAUGCUCAAGAGGCCACGACUGGGCUGCCAAACAUGUGUUACUGUAAUGUUCAACAAGUGAAUCUGCAAAUAUUUUUUAAGUUGUAUGUUGAAUGUGGAUCCCUAAUGUCAGCCUGGUAUUUUACAUCAUUUCUUAUAUUUAUGACCAGCACCACUGGUGAGAACAUGUGUCUUAUAAUGAGUGCAGCAGAAAUUGUUGUAUGGGAAUAUUCUCAGUUUAACAUUUUGUGAAAUUCAAAGAUGUUGAGCAUCUGAAGUUAUUCUGUUUUUUAAAUGUAUGAUUUUGUCCCCCAAAAAUAGCACCACAUAAGUAUGGAGGAACAUUCAGAGAUCAUAAACAUAUUGUAAAGAUAAUGCAUUUUUAAUUAAAGGGACCUUGUGGAGUUUUCUUGUAAACAAAUUAAGGUGUGUUUACUUUCCGUUUUGUCUUCUUUACCAAAAAGAAUUGUGUGUAACCUGAUUGAAUGCAUGUCCCUCCUCAGAAAAAAAAAAUUGCAGAACUUAUUUUUGAAGUACUUUGAACCCUACAAUGUUUUCAUUCACAUUUGCUAGCUGUCUUCUUCACUGCCUUUUUAUUUUAGCACAUUGUUUAGUUUCUUUGUGUGUUACUGCCACUAACUGUUGAUCCGUGGAUUAGUGUUAAACUGGUCGCCACACUCUAAAGCACAUGCAUUGCAUCCUUGUGCCUUUGCUCGAGAACCAAGAAAAGUGGAUCUGCUCACAGGAACACCGCUCCACAGCGCUACUAGUGGUCACAAACUCCACAGGUUGCCUUUAAAAAUAGGACACCAGAUAGAAGCUAAUGACUCCCAGCUCACAAACUGUUAAAAGAGGUGCAUUUUUCCCUCUGCUUUUAUUAUGUAUCAGUGUUUGAGUGAACAAACUUUCCCUUAUUUCAUAUUUUUAUGCAAUGCCAGUAUUUGUUACCUUGUAUUAAAUUAUAUUACUGAUGUUGGGAAGGUAGAAACAUCAUAAAUAACAAUAUCAUGAUGAACUCUAAUGCUGCUUAAUUCUUUCAAAGUUUUCUUUUUGAAACCACAGACUACAUAUAUAUACUGUACAUUUGCCGUUGAGCGUAAUAGUGUUAUUGCUACGACCGUUGAAAGGAACUGAAAUGCCAAGAAGGAGCCACUGUGUCUCAUCAACACUUAUCAGCUAUGAAGCUAUUAUUUUACAACACACCCUGUAUUUUUUCCCAUCCCUGAAGAUGCCCAUUUUACUACUGGUAUGGGCAUUGUCUUCUGACUUUCUUUGUACAGCAGUAAUUUUGGUGUUGAAUAAAAGUUUUUAGCAAACUGAAAA